AUGCAGCAGAAUGGGCACUGCUUGAACGCAUAUAAGACCAACCACCUCGUCAGCUGGCGCGGGGCGGGGCCCUUUGAAGCCUCCGGGGAUUUUGCUCGGCAAAAACGAGUCCAGGGGGCAGUUUGCCGGGAAGCCAGGACACUCGGACCGAUCCUCAGCUUCGACGGGAUCUCAAGGACAGAGCUGAAGAACCGCGUCAAAGGAGCCCGAUCCGCGUGGAGAUCUUUAGGCGCAAUCUGGAGACAGCCGCGUCACCCCAAGUUGUUUCUCACGCCCUUCCUGUGCUUUGUGCACAGCGCCGCGAUCGCGGGCCUUACUUCGUUUGUCUUGCCAUCGGAGUUCACAGGUAAGCUCGACUCUGUGCUGGUCAGAACGCUCCGCUUCUUGAUGCAUGGCAUGGCUAAGGCCGAAUGCGAGGGGCGAGUCAGGACAAUGACACAUAGCGCAGACUUGCGACACUGGGGCAUUAGUCGCACAGCCACCGAGCUCCGAGUGCAGCGAUUGAGGUGGCGGCAGCAGAUCGCAAGGGCCCCGUCUGAGCGCGCGCAAGGUCUGGCAGCCAUGUUUGGGGCUCUGGAAAUCGACAGACUUCUCGACCGACCGAGGCUCGCCGCCGAUGGGGGGAUCACAGAGCACAGAGACGACCUGGAGGCCCUGCAGUUCAGAGACGACCUGGAGGCCCUCGCGAAUGCGGACCCACGUUUCGACGUCAUUUGGGAGGAUCGGGACAAUCUCAUGAAGAUCUUUCAGGACCCCGAGGCCGGCAGACAGUUCGACAAAAUCAAGGUUGGCACCGUGCGUCACCUCCUUAGUCCCGAAGGGGCCUUGCGAGUUGCCCGUUCACUACACUGCCUAGACAUUGCGACCUUCGGGCCAUUCCCCAGCCACCUGUUCGGAGAGCGCCAGAGCGAUGCCGAGAACGCAGAUGACGGCAGCAGCAUCAUCGGCGAGUACGCGCGCACGCACGAGAUGGGGGAGGGGGGCGAGGGCAUGCGGCGCGGGAUGCCAUUCACGACGGUAAAGGCACUUACGGCGCACAUCGCGCACGCUCAUCACAUGAGAAACCUGCGCUCCAUGGUCAUCAGCGCGAACGUGGUGGAGGCGGCAGCAGCAUCGCUGGAACAACGGCAGAUGCAAGCACGUGGAGGCCAGAAUAAGGCCACUGGAAGAGAGCAUGGCUCAGGCGACGCCACUCUCGACAGCGCGCAGGUGAUGCGGCAGCUCUCAGGCAGCCUGUGGGACUUCUUCCUGAUCCCAGGCGGACUUCCAGCGGCGGCCGCAGCGGUGGCGGCAGGGACCACAUACGCAGGGAAAACCAAGGAGAAGGGCGCCAAGGCCCUGGGGCCGCCUCACCUCCACAUCGGGGUCGACUUCUUCCUGGGGGUGGGGGUCAACGACAAGGCCGAGGGGGGCCAAGAGGUGAUCCUGUCGGAUUUUCGUCUCUUGAUCGACGUGCUGGGCAUGCAGGGCUUCGGCGACAUCGUGAGAUGCUUCAAGGUGAAGAAGCCGUACUCGGAGGCGGGGCAACCAGAACGCUGGGAGCUCUACCUCAUGUUCAACAACCUCGCCAGCAGCCCCUGGAACGACAAGUGGGGGGAGCAGACCAACGCAAUUCGAGAAGGAAACCAGGAGGUGCCCGUCAAGAUCAGCCGCGCCCACCAGAUAGGCGACCUCAGGAAGGCGGUGGUCGAGACUCUGCGCGCAGCAGGGGCCGAGCAGAUCUUCGGGGCGCCGCCGCCGUCGGGCCUAGAGCGACAGCUUCAAGCAGCCCUGCGAGCGCGGCAGCAGCUGAUGGAGGGGUAG
Molecule: messenger RNA, 1803 nt
Organism: Prorocentrum cordatum
Lineage: Eukaryota; Dinophyceae; Prorocentrales; Prorocentraceae
Source: the annotation of a GenBank genome assembly